AAAAAUACAGUUAAAUAAACAAAUCUAAGAAAUAGACAACAAGAAGGACAUGUUACAGAGUGUCAAAUAAUCAUAAUUUCAUUCACAAAACAAAUGUGAAUGAACAGAAUAAUCCAAACAUUUUUUGUUCUGACACACUUUUUUGUCUAAUACAUGAAAACAAUCUGAAUUAUGUAUAUAUAGGCUAUGCACAUAAUAAUUCUGAUUGUUUUUUAUAUCUAUAGAUAGAUAGAUAGAUGAAUGUUUCUAGGUUUGGUUCUGAUGUAACUUAACAAGCAUGCAUUGUUGAUUUGCUAAACAAUGAUCUGCUGAACAAUGACAGGCCUUCACCCGUGAUCAGGUGGAAUGGAAACAGAAAGUGACGUUGUGAAGUUUUCAGAAACGAAACAUCAUUGUUUAUGGGCGGGACUUCAGUUGAGGCUUUAAAUGCACACCUCCAUCCAGAGACACCUUAUUUAAGACUGGAGUGAUUUACCUGACUUCAAAUAGAUUAUUCAGCAGAAGAUAUGAACAGCUCGGUAAUGGAACUGAAAAUCAAAGUGAUGGGAGGAGAUGAGAGGAGUCUGGAAGUGAGAAGUGAUGCCACGGUUGGAGACCUCAAGCAGCUCAUUUCUGAGCUCUUCAGAGAGCCUCCUUCCAAACUGAGGCUUUCUGACGAGAACCGUUCCCUUUUCAGCCUUGAUUCCAGGAAACUCAGCGAAUAUGAUUUGCAUUCAGGCUCAGUUGUGAUCCUGCUCAUCGACAGACCUUUCCAGGUGUUUGUUAAAAAUGAAAAAGGCACAAUAGGAACGUAUGAUGUUGCUGUCAAUGAGACCGUAGAUCAGCUCCAGACUAAGGUCUACAACAAAGAGAGAGUCCCAAAGGACCAGCAGAUACUGAAUUACCAAGGCAAACAGCUGGAGGCCGGCAAGAAGUUGCAAGACUACAACAUCAAGUCAGGAGACACCAUUUACCUGACUCUCCGGCUCCGAGGAGGUUAAUAGAGAUCAGCGCGACCAGGAUUAAGAAAUGAUCCAAUUCAUUCAUAAAUAUAUAAAUAUUCCAAAAUAGAAAUGUCAUGUAUUUAUGCCUGUUUAUCACUUAUUCUAUUUAAUAUCUAGUGUCAGAAUAUUAAUUUGAUUUCAUUUUGAUUUAAUGUAGUUAUGUAAUUUAUUAAACUGAUACAAUCUGGAAUAAGUGUAACUUUACUCAUAGAGUUUCAGUUUAAGAUUUCUACAUAUGUGCUGCUGGCCAACAUUUG
Molecule: messenger RNA, 1240 nt
Organism: Carassius auratus (goldfish)
Lineage: Eukaryota; Metazoa; Chordata; Actinopteri; Cypriniformes; Cyprinidae
Product: polyubiquitin 12-like
Exons: 2
Coding region: 507-980 (157 amino acids)
Molecular function (GO): protein binding
Source: RefSeq, a predicted model, not a curated record